This is a messenger RNA of Penicillium longicatenatum, 1815 nucleotides long. RefSeq names its product putative carboxypeptidase S1 (gene cp1). Gene Ontology annotation, biological process: proteolysis. Gene Ontology annotation, cellular component: fungal-type vacuole. Lineage: Eukaryota; Fungi; Ascomycota; Eurotiomycetes; Eurotiales; Aspergillaceae. Gene Ontology annotation, molecular function: serine-type carboxypeptidase activity. The record is from RefSeq and is a predicted model, not a curated record. The transcript is spliced from 2 exons. The coding region runs from base 1 to 1815 and encodes 604 amino acids.
AUGAAACUGCUCGCCGCCGCCUGUUUGGCGGGUCUUACCGCGGCACAGUACUUCCCCUCCCCACCCGAGGGACUUAAGGUCGUGAAAUCGAAGCACGAGGAAGGUGUUGAAAUAUCAUAUAAGGAGCCGGGAAUCUGUGAAACCACUCCUGGGGUCAAGUCCUACUCGGGCUACAUUCACCUACCCCCGGGGACUUUGAACGAUGAAAAAGUGGACCAGCAAUAUCCCAUCAAUACGUUUUUCUGGUUUUUCGAGUCCCGUCAUGACGCGAGAAAUGCCCCACUGUCCAUUUGGAUGAACGGUGGGCCUGGCAGCUCGUCCCUGAUCGGUCUCCUGCAGGAGAACGGACCCUGCCGCGUGAACGCGGAUUCCAAUUCGACCGAACUCAAUCCCUGGUCUUGGAACAACUACGUCAAUAUGCUUUACAUCGAUCAACCCAAUCAAGUCGGUUUCAGCUACGACAUCCCCACGAAUGGUACUUUCGACCAGGUCGCGUCCGCUUGGAAUGUAUCCGAGUGGACGCAUGGUGUCCCAGAGCAGACUAAUACUUUCUAUGUCGGCACGACGACCAGCCAGAAGAAGACUUCCACUGCUAAUAGCACCGAAAAUGCGGCCCGGUCGCUUUGGCACUUGGCGCAGACGUGGUUCUCCGAGUUUCCAGAAUACAAGCCCCGCGACGAUCGCGUUAGUAUCUGGACUGAGUCAUACGGCGGACGCUAUGGCCCUUCAUUUACUGCAUUCUUUCAAGAGCAAAAUGAGAAGAUCAAAAAUGGCACAAUCGCUGCUCCCGGGGAAUCGCAUUAUAUUCACUUGGAUACUUUAGGUAUUAUCAAUGGUUGUGUUGAUCUCCUUGUGCAGGCGCCGACGUACCCGGUCAUGGCGUACAAUAAUACUUAUGGGAUUGAGACGAUCAAUAAGACUGUUUACGAACAGGCUUUGCAUGCCUGGAGCAAGCCUGGUGGAUGUAAGGACCUGAUCACAGGAUGCCGGGUCCUUGCAGCGGAAGGCGACCCUCAGAUGUAUGGCAACAACGAAACUGUGAAUAAGGCAUGCCAGAAGGCGAACACUUUCUGCAGCAAUAAUGUCGAGGGUCCUUAUACUAAUUUUGCCGGUCGGGGCUACUACGAUAUCACCCACAAAAGCCCCGAUCCAUAUCCACCGCAAUGGUACUUUGGAUUCCUCAGUCAGCAUUGGGUGCAAAAGGCCCUGGGUGCGCCCAUCAACUACACCGAAUCCAUCGAUAGUGUCUAUGAUGCAUUCACAUCAACCGGCGAUUAUGCCCGCGGCGAUGUGCACGGCUACCUCAAUGAUCUCGGCUACGUCUUAGACUCUGGUGUCAAGGUUUCCCUCGUCUACGGCGACCGGGAUUAUGCCUGUGAUUGGAUCGGCGGCGAAGAUGUUAGUUUGGGCAUCGAAUAUUCCAAAGCACCCUCUUUCCGUGCGGCUGGAUAUUCGCCUCUCAGAACCAACUCAUCAUACAUCGGAGGACAAGUUCGCCAGCAUGGCAACUUCUCCUUUGCCCGUGUCUAUCAGGCCGGUCAUGAAGUCCCGGCCUACCAGCCUCAGACUGCGUACGAAAUCUUCCACCGUGCCCUGUUCAACCGCGAUUUGGCGACUGGCAAGAUUGACACUGCUCGUAAUGCUUCUUACUCUACUGAGGGUCCUUCGUCUACUUGGCAUAUCAAGAACGAGGUUCCCGAAAGCCCCGAGCCGGUGUGCUAUAUCUUGUCUCUCGAGUCGACGUGCACUGAGGAUCAGAUUGCCAGAGUGGUCAACAAUACAGCUGUCAUCAGGGAUUACAUUGUUGUGGGUUGA